AUGAGGCAGGAUGCAACACCACUUCCUAAAAUACAGCAAAAUACAUCACCACUUUCUAAAAUACAGCAAAAUACAACGCCACUUCCUAAAAUACAGCAAAAUACAACACCACUUCCUAAAAUACAGCAAAAUACAACACCACUUCCUAAAAUACAGCAAAAUACAACACCACUUCCUAAAAUACAGCAAAAUACAACACCACUUCCUAAAAUACAGCAAAAUACAACACCACUUCCUAAAAUACAGCAAAAUACAACACCACUUCCUAAAAUACAGCAAAAUACAACGCCACUUCCUAAAAUGCAGCAAAAUACAACGCCAUUUCCUAAAAUACAGCAAAAUACAACACCACUUCCUAAAAUACAGCAAAAUACAACACCACUUUCUAAAAUACAUCAGAAUACAACGCAAAAUUUCUCCAUAAAAAUAUUAUAA
This is a messenger RNA of Procambarus clarkii (red swamp crayfish), 435 nucleotides long. NCBI's taxonomy places the organism in Eukaryota, Metazoa, Arthropoda, Malacostraca, Decapoda, Cambaridae. The record is from RefSeq and is a predicted model, not a curated record.